AUAAAACAACAACAGAGUUGAAUGUAUUGUUUUGAAUGACACGUAUUGAGCAUAUUUAUUAUAUUUUUUAAUACAUUUGUUUUGCAUCCCCAUUUUGUGUGUACGUGAAUGUGAGUGAAUGUGAGAUGUGAAUGUAUGCAAUGAUACUGGGUAGAUAAGAAAAUAAGUGCUCUACUGAGAAACGUAUACCUCAAAGGGAAGUAAGAAAAGGGGGGAAGUAGGCUACCCGUAAAUAGAGUGUCUGUCUGUGGGCAAGACCGAGAGAGAGAAAGAGAUAGAGAGAAAGAGAGCCCAAUCUGAUCUAAUAGAGGAACUUUGAAGAUAGAGAGCAUAUAGAACGCAGCGUGGUCAUUAAACAACUAACAGACAGGAGCCUUUAAACUUAAUCAAAAUAAACGAGGUAAAGAUGAAGCAUACAUUUAAAUGUGAUGAGGGCAUGCUCAUAACGAUCCCAUUGGGGGCUCUGAAGGACGGCCAGGAGGGGGAGCUGAUGCCAGACCAAUUCCACUGUGUGUUUAGAGAUGUCUACAAGGUGUUCAUUACUAAGGGAAAACCAAAGAGAGUCGGGGUAGCCCAAGCUAUUGUUGGUUUAUUUGUGCUGAGCCUUGCUCUAGUCUAUAGAGUUUCCCUUUUCGUGCCUGAUAUCUUGCCGUACUUUAAUAUUCUGUUCAUGGUCUCUGGAAUGCUGACCUUUGCUGCAGGCUGUUCUCCAAACAUGCAUGUGGCAAAACUAUCAUUUAUUUGUAACAUCAUCAGCUUCCUCUGGUCUCUUGCGGCAAUCAUGCUCCAUAUAAUAGUGUUACAAGGGAACUACCAGGUGACGCAUGGACUUACAGUUGCCUUCCUGGGGGUUGAAAUGGGGAUAACCUUAUUCUUAAUCUACUGGUUCAGUCAAUGCGUAUGUAGACAACAUUUUAACACUCUGCCUGUUGUGCGGCUUCAGGUUUAGCUUUGUGGAAGACUGGGCAAAACCUGUCAAUCUACACCGCUUUCUAUUUGGGAAUGAUCUAAAACCAGCUGUACGUUGAAGUUUGUUUUUGUUGUUUGAGUUGUGCUACUUGCAAUGAACGGUGUGUAUUUUUGUAAAAUGUAUGUAGGCCUAUGUACAUUGAUGGUAAAACGUAAGGUGUACUCGCCAUGUAGCUCUAUCUGUGAAACAUCCCAACAAAUCUCAAAUCAAAUAUCAUAUCUCAAGCUUAUAUCUGGUUAUUUGGGCAAAUGUUUCUUGUGCUUUGACUUUGAACAAUAGCUCUUUAUUUUAUUAUUAUUCCCAUAGAGAUAGUGUACCUAACUAUUAAUGUAAAUGUAAUAAAUGCAUAAAAUACUGCAGAAUAAAAUAACAAUUUGUCAGA
This is a messenger RNA of Gadus macrocephalus (Pacific cod), 1352 nucleotides long. RefSeq lists its product as uncharacterized. The transcript has 7 exons. The record is from RefSeq and is a predicted model, not a curated record. NCBI's taxonomy places the organism in Eukaryota, Metazoa, Chordata, Actinopteri, Gadiformes, Gadidae. The coding region runs from base 407 to 949 and encodes 180 amino acids.